AUGGACCUGUACAAGCUGUCGGGUCGUGUCAGCGGCGGCGUUUGUCUGCAGUGCCGGCAUUAUACAGCAGGAAGACACUGUCAUUAUUGCCGGGAAGGUUACUACAGGGACCCGGCGAGACCGAUCACGCAUCGCAAGGCCUGCAAAACGUGUGACUGUCACCCGAUUGGAGCCUCCGGAAAAACGUGUAACCAAAGUACAGGCCAGUGCCCGUGUAAAGAUGGUGUAACCGGUACCACUUGUAACAGAUGUGCCAGAGGUUACCAACAGAGUAGAUCGCACAUUGCGCCUUGCAUCAAUCAAUGUGGAAAGUGUCGAGCCAGCACUAAGAGAUUAAAUCUGAACAAGUACUGCAAAAGAGAUUACGCUAUCUUGGGUAGAAUAACAGAGAGACACAAAAAGAACGAUGGUUCUCCGAGUGGUACAAGCGUAUCCGGUUCAGUUUGGACGCGAUUCACUUUGAACAUCGAUUUCAUUUACAAGAAGGCUCCGAAUUCGAGGAUCCGACGCGGUGAUGUGUUCCUCUAUGUUCACUCGGCUGAUUUGACCUGCAGGUGCCCGAAAAUCAAACCGAACAAAUCGUACUUGAUUCUUGGCCAGGAGAGCGACGGCGGUGGUCAAGGUGGGCUGACGGUGACACAAAGGUCGAUCGUCAUCGAGUGGCGCGACGAAUGGCACCGCCGAAUGCGACGCUUCCAGCGGAGGGCGAGAUCGUGUAAUUGAACUAAUUCGCGUCGUACCAAGGAAAAUAGACGGAGAAA
Dufourea novaeangliae is the source of this 761-nucleotide messenger RNA. Its product is annotated as netrin-1-like. The transcript has 5 exons. Gene Ontology annotation, molecular function: protein binding. The record is from RefSeq and is a predicted model, not a curated record. NCBI's taxonomy places the organism in Eukaryota, Metazoa, Arthropoda, Insecta, Hymenoptera, Halictidae. Bases 1 to 723 code for a protein of 240 amino acids.